UUAUUUAUUAUCAAAAUGUGCAAUGAUGGAUCGAGUGAUUAUGAUUGUCAGCAACUAAAGAAAAGAUUUUAUAGAAGUGUUUUUGAAUUUGAUCAAACAAAUAUUAAUGAGGUUAUUUAUCAGAAAGAAGAAAUUAUGAGUGAUUGUGUUGAAUCAAAUAAAAUAUCUGAAAUCGAUAUAACAACUACUUCAACAGUGCCUUCUAAUAAAGAUAGUUUGGAAAAAGUUAUCAAAAAUAAUGCACCAAUUAAACCAAAUGACAGAAACGUACCUGAUUUCUUAGAAGAAAAUCAAAGUGAAGAACUACUUAAUAUUUGUUACGAAAGGAGACAUAAUAUGGAAUCAAAAGGUACACAGACAAAUAAUCAAUUCAUAAAAGAUUAUCCGCAGCAUUAUUUGGUAGAUAGCAUGGAUCAUCAAAAUAUUUAUAGAUAUAAUCCAAGAUUAAUGCAAUAUAAUCAAGAAUUAGCAUUAACAAAAUCACAUUUAUACAAUGUUCAUUGUAAUUAUAAAAAAUUAAAAUCUCGAUUUCACAAAUUACAUGGAGAUUAUCAUAAACUUUUAAGUAUUGCUGCAGAAUUAACAGCAGUUCUUGAAAAUUCAGUAAAAGGACAACCCGUUGAUCUGCAAGGAAUGUUAGAAUCUUGUAUGAAGAUAUUUCCUGAUUUAUUUAAUCAAAACAUAAGAGAUGAUUUGCACGUAAAAGUACAACCGUCCAACGAUACAAAUAAACGAGAUAUUAAGCCUAAUUUUAAUAUCAUUAACGUAUCACCAAAGUUGUUAGAUUUUAAAAAGAUUAAAUUACAUUUAAUAAAUGGAAAUGUUAAGACAAAACUACUUCUCUUGCAAGCCUUACGAUGGAAAAUUACUUUAAGUCAACCUGGAGAAUGUGAUGAAUCUAUACACGAAUAUAUAAGUAGAGAUUUAUUAGGAUUACAUGGUCAGAUUGCCAGUGAUAAUGGAAAAUCAAUUUUACCAUAUUUACUAACACCAAAAAAUGUUCCAAUGCCACAUCCAUUGCAACAAUCAGCAGCUAGAUUGUUAAAUACUUUUGCAUCUUUACAAUGUGGUAGAGAUUAUUUAUCUAUAGAUUCAUCGGUAGUUAAAGUGAUAUUUAACUGCCUCAAUGACAACUACCAAGAUGGAGUAGAUUCUUUAACAUAUGAUAUGACACUGUCAACUUUACAAAAAUUAUCAUUGCGCAAGCAACAAAGAUUAUACAUGAUAGAUAGCGGAUUGUUGGAAUGGUUGAUUUAUCAUCUGCACAAUGAAAGUAAUACUAUGAGUUUUUAUAGAUUAAAAUAUGCGACAGCUCUUUUAAUGAAUUUAUCAUUGCAUAAGCAAGCUCAAAUUAGAAUAUCUACUAAAUCAUCAUUACUCGUAUCAACUCUUAUAAUGCUUCUGGCAAUUGAUCAUCCUUCUGUAUCACCGUACGUUAAUGGUGCAUUAAACAAUUUUCUUAUGAAUGAUCAAAUAAAUGAUGAAGCAAAACAUGCCAAUCUUUUAUCCACAUUGGAAGAAUUAUGUACAAAUAAAACUGGAGAAUUAAGAAAAUAUUUGGAACACAUAAUAAAAGUACAUAAACGUGAAUGCACUAUCGAUAUGGAAGAUGAAACUAUUUCUGAUAAUGAUAAUGAAGAAUUUGAUGUAUUGGAAAAUGAAUUGGAGGAGAAUGAUCCUGUUAAAAAUCAUAAAACAGAAUUAUACGGAGAAGUAUUGCUGUCAACGUGUUAUAUGAUUACACCGGAUACAUUUCCAAAAGAAUCUCUAAACAUUGGUAAAGUUUUGGCUAAACCUUCAGACACAAAAUUACUACCACUACGGAACAAUAAAAAACAUAAUCAGUCUUGCAGUAGUACUAGUUCAUCGUUAUUACUUGAACAUAUUCCAAGAGAAAGUAGUACAAUGACAAUACCUUCUUCAAUGACUUUAGAAUCUGCACAUGAAAGUAAAAAAGGACUAGAAAAAUUCAGCAGUAUUGCAUCAUUAACCAACAUAAACAAUGAUAGAGAUGAAUUACCUGAUAAUGCUGUCGAUACAAUUGAAUUUAAAUGCGAGAAAGAAGAAGAAGAAGCAUUUUUAGCCAAACCAAAAAUUUCAAGAACACCUCCAUGCUUACAUUAAUAUUUGUUAUCAGGAGUAUGUAACAAAUGCAUUAGAACUUAAACUAUCUGUAUAUUUGCUAUUUCUAUUAUACAAUUCGGAAGAUUCA
Messenger RNA from Polistes dominula (European paper wasp), 2212 nucleotides. Its product is annotated as lisH domain-containing protein ARMC9. Gene Ontology annotation, biological process: cilium assembly. NCBI's taxonomy places the organism in Eukaryota, Metazoa, Arthropoda, Insecta, Hymenoptera, Vespidae. The record is from RefSeq and is a predicted model, not a curated record. Gene Ontology annotation, cellular component: ciliary basal body; centriole; ciliary tip.